Molecule: messenger RNA, 768 nt
Organism: Tauraco erythrolophus (red-crested turaco)
Lineage: Eukaryota; Metazoa; Chordata; Aves; Musophagiformes; Musophagidae
Source: RefSeq, a predicted model, not a curated record
AUGGCCCAUGAUGAUAAUUUUGAUGAAGUUAAACUCAUGUCUUUGGCUUUGGAGGAAGGCUUUCAUUGUGUAGAAGUUUCUCAGCUCUUUGGAGAACCUGGCUCAGAUUCAGGACCAUCUUUGAAUUCAAGUCACAGCACCACCUCUUAGUCUGUAGUGAAGGUGCUGUUGGCUGCCAAGUCAAGCAGCAUCCACUCCAGAGCAUCCACUCCAGAGCAUCCACAGCAGAUGUGGAUGAAGAAACCAAACAAAGUAAAGGAUAGGUGCCAUAAUUCCACUGAUACAAACCUUAGCAGUGAUGAAUACUUUGCAAAAGCUCUGAGAAUUACAUUUUUGGUAAAUGAAAUUGUGAGAAUGCCCAUCAACUCUUUCAACACUGUGCUAGCAAAGAACCAUCUGACAGACACUCAGGUAUCAAUCCUAUAUGACAUCAGACGAAGAGGAAAAAACCAAGUUGCUGCCCAAAUUUGUCGUAAACUGAAUAAAAUUUUAAAUUUGGAAGACGACGUAUGUAAUCUUCAAACACAAAAGGACAGCCUUAAAAAGGAGCACUGUCAGUGUAGUAGAUCAAUCAGCCAGAUGAAGCAAAAGUUAAACAACUUGUACUGUGACAUUUUCAGUAGAUUGAGGGAUGACCAGGGUAGACCUAUUAACCUGUGCCAAUAUAUCAUUCAUUGCAGUAGCGAUGGCAGUGUUUUCAUAAUACCCAAACACGUGGUCAAAUCAGAACAGAAACAAAAUAAGGAAAAAGAGCAGAAACAAAAAUAA